CUGCACUAUAGCAUCGCGUGGGCUGCGCGCUGGGCGGGCUCGUGGUGGUCGUGCUCAUCGCCUACCUGGAGGGCCGCCGCCGCUCCGCCGCGCGCGGCUACCUCUCCAUGUGAGUACAAACUGCAACGUACACAAACACUUGUGUGUACACUGCACUAUAGCAUCGCGUGGGCUGCGCGCUGGGCGGGCUCGUGGUGGUCGUGCUCAUCGCCUACCUGGAGGGCCGCCGCCGCUCCGCCGCGCGCGGCUACCUCUCCAUGUGAGUACAAACUGCAACGUACACAAACACUUGUGUGUACACUGCACUAUAGCAUCGCGUGGGCUGCGCGCUGGGCGGGCUCGUGGUGGUCGUGCUCAUCGCCUACCUGGAGGGCCGCCGCCGCUCCGCCGCGCGCGGCUACCUCUCCAUGUGAGUACAAACUGCAACGUACACAAACACUUGUGUGUACACUGCACUAUAGCAUCGCGUGGGCUGCGCGCUGGGCGGGCUCGUGGUGGUCGUGCUCAUCGCCUACCUGGAGGGCCGCCGCCGCUCCGCCGCGCGCGGCUACCUCUCCAUGUGAGUACAAACUGCAACGUACACAAACACUUGUGUGUACACUGCACUAUAGCAUCGCGUGGGCUGCGCGCUGGGCGGGCUCGUGGUGGUCGUGCUCAUCGCCUACCUGGAGGGCCGCCGCCGCUCCGCCGCGCGCGGCUACCUCUCCAUGUGAGUACAAACUGCAACGUACACAAACACUUGUGUGUACACUGCACUAUAGCAUCGCGUGGGCUGCGCGCUGGGCGGGCUCGUGGUGGUCGUGCUCAUCGCCUACCUGGAGGGCCGCCGCCGCUCCGCCGCGCGCGGCUACCUCUCCAUGUGAGUACAAACUGCAACGUACACAAACACUUGUGUGUACACUGCACUAUAGCAUCGCGUGGGCUGCGCGCUGGGCGGGCUCGUGGUGGUCGUGCUCAUCGCCUACCUGGAGGGCCGCCGCCGCUCCGCCGCGCGCGGCUACCUCUCCAUGUGAGUACAAACUGCAACGUACACAAACACUUGUGUGUACACUGCACUAUAGCAUCGCGUGGGCUGCGCGCUGGGCGGGCUCGUGGUGGUCGUGCUCAUCGCCUACCUGGAGGGCCGCCGCCGCUCCGCCGCGCGCGGCUACCUCUCCAUGUGAGUACAAACUGCAACGUACACAAACACUUGUGUGUACACUGCACUAUAGCAUCGCGUGGGCUGCGCGCUGGGCGGGCUCGUGGUGGUCGUGCUCAUCGCCUACCUGGAGGGCCGCCGCCGCUCCGCCGCGCGCGGCUACCUCUCCAUGUGAGUACAAACUGCAACGUACACAAACACUUGUGUGUACACUGCACUAUAGCAUCGCGUGGGCUGCGCGCUGGGCGGGCUCGUGGUGGUCGUGCUCAUCGCCUACCUGGAGGGCCGCCGCCGCUCCGCCGCGCGCGGCUACCUCUCCAUGUGAGUACAAACUGCAACGUACACAAACACUUCAUCGCGUGGGCUGCGCGCUGGGCGGGCUCGUGGUGGUCGUGCUCAUCGCCUACCUGGAGGGCCGCCGCCGCUCCGCCGCGCGCGGCUACCUCUCCAUGUGA
Messenger RNA from Parnassius mnemosyne (clouded apollo), 1593 nucleotides. NCBI's taxonomy places the organism in Eukaryota, Metazoa, Arthropoda, Insecta, Lepidoptera, Papilionidae. The record is from the annotation of a GenBank genome assembly.